Messenger RNA from Miscanthus lutarioriparius, 1206 nucleotides. The record is from the annotation of a GenBank genome assembly. Lineage: Eukaryota; Viridiplantae; Streptophyta; Magnoliopsida; Poales; Poaceae.
AUGGCGGCGUCGUCCUCGUCAUCGCCGGCGCCACUGUGGGUUGCCCUUGGGCGCGUCACCCUCGUGCAGCACGACUCCAUCAAGGACCCUGCGGACGUCUCCCUCAAGCUAGCCCUGCCGCCGCGCGCCUCGACACUCACGGUACCCAUGAGCGUCCACCCGAAGCCCGACUACGACGACACCGACAGGCACCCAUACGUGGUCGCGGCCGCUGAGGCCGGUCUCCUCCUCCACGCCUCUUACUGGCCCUUCGUCGGCUUCGACCUAGAUCGUGACCCGCCGGGCAUCCUCCUCGUCGCGCGUGACUUCCUCCGCGGCGCCGGACCCGGGGAGGCCAUCGCCGCCUCCAUCGUUCGCGUCCCCGACCGGGACCGUCCAUACCAGGCCGGCAUCUCCACCAUAAAAAACACUGGCCUCGUCUCCCUGCCCGGCAGCGGUGGCGCCGACUACGUCGUCGCAGAGCUCUACAUUUCCGCCAGCGACGAGGAGGACGACGACGACCGCGCCACCCUCCUCUUCUUCCGCUCCAGUGCCGACUCGUGGGUCCAGAAGGAUCUGAGGUGCCCCUCCAUGUCCGUCCGGCGCUGGAUGUGGUCCUCCCACGACGUGGUCGCCCACGACGGCAAGCUCUGGUGGGUGAACCUCGUGUGGGGGCUCCUCGGCUGCGACCCCUUCGCUGACGAGCCCGUGCUGCACCACGUGGCGCUGCAGGAGACGUACCCGAUCGGCCACACGGCGGAGGUGUUGCAGGACAUCGAGAGGCGGCGCAUGGUGAGGGUGAGCCAGGGCAAGCUGCGGUUCGUGGAACUCGCCUGUCCGCGCGUCGGCCACAAGGAGGAGACGCUGGUGGUUGUCUGGACUCUGGUCUUCGGCCGGGGCACGUUCACGAGGUGGCAACACCACCGCGUCGCGAGCCUGGCGAGCAUCUGGGCGAGCGACAGCUACAGAGCCACAGGGCUGACGGUGCAGGUGCCUGCUCUCGCGCUCCUUCACCCCAGCAACCCGGACGUGGUCUACUUCUACCUGGAGCAGUACCUCUUCGGUGUCAACGUGGCCCAGAGCAUGGUUGUGGACUUCGUUCGCCGGCCGUGCAAACUGGUCGAGGUGGUCGCUGGUCACAGGCGCCCACCGCCGGUCAGCUGGCGGCACGUCCUCGCUUGGGAGCUGCCAUGCUCGCUUGCUGGUGGUAAGGCAUACCAAGCUUAA